AUGCCGCACAGCUUUGGGUAUCGGGCCCGCACCCGCGACAUGUUCUCGCGGCCGUUUCGGCAGCGCGGCAUGAUCAAAAUGUCCACUUACCUGACGACCUAUAAGAUGGGCGACUACGUCGACAUCAAAUGUAACCCGGCCCAGGUCAAAGGGAUGCCGUUCAAGCACUUCCACGGUCGCACGGGCGUCAUCUACAAUGUCACUAAGCGUGCAGUCGGCGUUCGCAUCGCCAAACAGGUCAACGGGCGCAUCAUCAACAAACAUCUCAAUGUUCGUGUCGAGCAUGUCACACCGUCGAAGUGCCAGAAUGACCUGAUCGCGCGCGUCGCACGCAACGAGAAGCUCAAAAAGGAGGCAAAACAAUCAGGCACCAAAGUCACCCUCAAGCGCCAGCCGACCCAGCCUAAGGCUGGCUUCGUUAUCACAGCUUCGGAGGAGCCCACGACAAUCCAGCCAAUCCCCUUCAGCGACCUUUUCUGA
Messenger RNA from Aureococcus anophagefferens, 480 nucleotides. RefSeq lists its product as hypothetical. The transcript has a single exon. Lineage: Eukaryota; Pelagophyceae; Pelagomonadales; Pelagomonadaceae. Gene Ontology annotation, biological process: translation. Gene Ontology annotation, molecular function: structural constituent of ribosome. The coding region runs from base 1 to 480 and encodes 159 amino acids. Gene Ontology annotation, cellular component: ribosome; cytosolic large ribosomal subunit. The record is from RefSeq and is a predicted model, not a curated record.